Pectinophora gossypiella (pink bollworm) is the source of this 14070-nucleotide messenger RNA. RefSeq lists its product as uncharacterized. Bases 1823 to 3664 code for a protein of 613 amino acids. The transcript has 12 exons. Gene Ontology annotation, biological process: positive regulation of MAPK cascade; cell surface receptor protein tyrosine kinase signaling pathway. NCBI's taxonomy places the organism in Eukaryota, Metazoa, Arthropoda, Insecta, Lepidoptera, Gelechiidae. Gene Ontology annotation, cellular component: cytoplasm. The record is from RefSeq and is a predicted model, not a curated record.
UAAUAAAAAACCACAGAAACUGAAAAAAUUAAGGGGUCAUGUUUUGUUUUAAGGAUGCCUAGGGCCCUGUGCUGAAAUUUUUCAUGCAGUUACAUUUCGUCGGCUAUACAGGUUGUGAAAAGCCGCAGUAGUUUAAAACAAAUGAGACGUUCGACAAAAAAUAUACCUGUUAUUUGCUUUAAACAAUGACUAAUUUGUGUAAUGUGGUCAAAUGAAACACGUCACUGUUAAUCAAGAAGGACUCAUAAACUUUUGACAAAAACCGGUAAAAUAAUACCGAUUAAUGCCAAGAUUAAUGCGGCUCUAGUACUAGUAACAAAAAACCUAAGACCAAGUAUACAAGGUCUUUGCAAAAAACAAAAGUUGUCUAUGACUUUUGGCUUUUUGGUUGGCUUUUUGGCGGGAAUGGGAACGGGACAGUUGCUUUCUUCAUUGAAUAAUCUAAAUAAUUAAUAUAAAGUGGCGUUAUCGCCGCCCAUAAAGUGACCUAAGAAGCUAGUAAAUAGCUUAAUCGCGACGACAGAACAGUUAUGAUAACAAUUAUGCACUUACUAGACUUUCACGUUGAUUAUGAUUAUCUUCAUUCAUUCAUCUGUUCCCAGUUCAGCCAGGUUAACAUAGAUUCUGUUUCGCUUAUCGGUCUGAUAUCGUUACCUGUUAACAUAAAUUAUAAUAUGAUUCCUUUUGCAUGGAAUCACCAAGUACCUCUAUCUAUCUUGAGAAAUGCAAUAAUUAUAAGUUACUUUGCCUAUCUUGCAAUUCGUGGUCACCACAUAGCGUGGUAUGUCUAACACAAUGUAGAUUGGCUUCGGGCCACACCCACUCCACCUAAUAUAUCGAUAUCGGCGGACAAUGCCAUGACCCGGUCGAACAGAAACCGCAAUGGAGUCCAUAUUGAACAAGUUACAAUAGAUCCAAAGGCUCACCUGUAUAACACCAACACCACAUGUGAGAUACAAGCUGGCUGUAUACCACGUUACAGCCUGAGACAGUCAUCUUCCCCGGGGGAAACCCAAUGAUGAACAUUGGGUGAACCACAUUUAUAAUAAGCAUUGCAAAUAAGUCCUGCAUACAUGCACCGACAGAUCCAGUACCUCCAGUGUAUGUCUCUUAGACAAAGUAACAUCUAGGGAUAUAGCACCAAUAAGAACCAUGGAGUAAUAAACUACUAAGGUACUUAGCUUUCAACAGAUAUCUGGGCUCCCUCUUUCAACACAUAUUAAGUUCACAUCUCAAAAUUAUACCUUCACGUGGGAAUUUUGAACUUGUGAAAGAUAGUUAGGUAACCAUAGCAACUAACCACACCGAUAUCAGAGACAACUUACCAUAGACUAAUCAGUAUUGCUAUAUUACAAAUGUACAUCUCGCGGUAACGCCGCGACAGGCGUUUUGUGGUUUAUAAUUGCAUUAACUUAAGUGGGAAAACAUGCGCGAUAAUAGAGUAUACGAAAUAGAGUUUACCCAUCUAUUUUCGCCUCAUGCCAACAAGCCGCUUCAUAACUCAAAAGUUUAUGCGGACUUUCGAUUUAAUUUGUUUGGGGUUCAGAAUAGGAGUCUGCUCCGAGGGUGGGUGUUAGGUUUCAUCAUUCAUCGUCAUCACCUUUCAUCGUUUCAUUAAUCGUCUUAAAAAAAAUACAUCAGACAUGGCUGUAUGGGCAUAGUUCCCUUUGCCUUGCCCUUCGGGGAAAACCAAAACAAAAGAAAUGUCUAUGACUUUUUGUAAACAAAUGUGUUUAGCUUGUGUGCCUCGUGUUUAUAAAUUAUUUACCUAUUCAUUUUUAUUGCUAUAACAUGAUAUAUAGAGUGUAAAGGUUUAGAAAAUAUGUCCGGUUACUUAGAAGUGAAGUACCCGUUCAAAUCGAAUCUCGGAUUGAAUCCUUUUAAGUCGUGGAAGAGACAAUGGUGUAUUCUGAGGCCGAGUCCCACGUGCUCCGGAGGUUCGCUGGCAGUGUAUUGCAGCGAGGCGGGUGCUGCGGCGGGGACUGUGGAGUUGCCUGCGGGCUGUGUGGUGAGGCGGGCGAAGUCGCGAACCAGGCCAUAUGCUUUCGCCGUAUUCGCUGUGGAUGACCGCAAGCCCCGCGUUCUCCUCGCAGCACAAUCUUUGCCGGAAGCCCAGUCGUGGAUGGACAAGAUCAGAGCACUCUUGAAUGGUGACAAACAACUUGGAACGGACAUGUCACUCAAAGAUUCAUACUCGGUCACGGUGAUCCCCACGGAGUUGUCUACCAAGUGUGGGCUCAACGGGGACGGAGUACUGGCCCUGUCUUCCAAAGGGGUGGUCUUCUCAAAGGCACAGAAACAUGGCACAUUCAUAGAAUGGAAGCAUAUCACCGAUGUACAGAUGUGCUCUGAAGACAAAAAUAGAAUAUGCAUCAUCACCAUUGACGGGUCAUUCAGCCGCGGGGCGGGCGCGGUGCGGCUGCAGGCGCCGGGUGCAGACGUGGCGGCGGCGCUGCGGGCCGCGCGCGGCCCCGCCCGCGGGGCGCUCAGCCGCAGCGACGGGGACCUCAGGGCGCAACAUCAUAUAGAUGAAGUGCGGCGCACGAGUUGGUACAGCGGGCCGUCUGACGUGUCGCUAGACGAUCUAGAUCUCAUAGUGUCCAAGGAGUGGCAGCGGCUGCCCCGCGGGCCGCUGUCCCGCUGCGCCGGCGCCGGCCACCUGGCGCCGCCCCGCGUGCACCACAGCAUGUCAGACCGGCGCUCGCUGCUGUCCAUAGCAUCAGGCAUCUACGAGGAGAUCCCCGACUUGCCGCACCCCCCGGACACCUCCCACACACCUGACACUCCAGACACCCCUGACAUUCCCCACACCCCGGACACCCCAGACACCCCCAACUCCCCCCCGGCGGACACGUACUGCCAUAUGGGCGGGGACACCAUAGACGGCGUUAUGAAGCGCCCCGGCCGCCGCGAGGAGCCGACGUACGAGUGCGUGUCGGAGUGCGUGUACGCCACGGUGCGGCGCCCGCGCCGCGCGCCGCCGCCGCCGCUGCCGCCGCGGCUGCCCUUCGGAAGCAGCAAGCUGGGCAUGUGGAACUCAGUCAACUGCGACCCAGUGACGCGGCACAGCUCGCUCGGCUCGCUGCCUCGCUGCUGCAGCGUCAGCGCCCCCAACAAGAACAAGACCUUCAGCGUGUUCAGGAAAAGACUGAAGAGCGACUCCCGCAUAGCGUCGUCACCCAAAUCCGACACGUCCAAAGAGAACAAAGACGUCGAGACGAAGAAAAAGAAGUUCGACUUCACUCCCACAAGAGAUAUAUUCAAAAACUUCAAAGUCAGUCGAAAGAUGAAAAACUUGAAGAUUACUAACGGCAGCCUAAGCAAAGGCGAGACGAAGAGUUGUGAGUUUCUGGACGAAACGGAACAUGUGACCACGAACCGGUGUUCCAAGUCCGUGGAGUGUUUGGAAGAUAACAACGAAUUUCUGGACGAGUUCGACGGAGACCUGUCGAUAGAGUUCAAUGAUGACGCGGUCGCCGCUUUGGCGUUGCCUAAGGAAAUCGUGGACGUAAUCCUUCAACAACGAUCGAUUAACGAUCAAUUGACAAAGAUGUUGAAAGACAGAAUCGCGGAGAGCGAGUACAUGCCGAUGUCUCCCGUAAUACCGGCAGCGCCCAUCGAACAUCACUACAUCGUCAUGUCGCCGAAGACGAACCUCGCCUGAACACCAUGAGUAAAUACACCAGUAUUCUAAAAUGUUAACUCCAGCCAUGGUAUAAGAAAACCAACGGGCUUAGCACCGUAAGCACGCGACUCUUUCUCGCCGCGACAGAGAUCGUCUGUCUCUUUCUGUGCAGUACUGUGAGAGAGUGACGGGUGACGUAUGUCGAGGCGAGAAAGAGUCGCGCGCUUACGGUGCCAAGCCCGCAGGUAUGCUCAAAAGUGACAGCUAACAUUUCAAGGUUAGCCCAGCUGACGUCAUCCCGCCCUGGGUUGCCAUUUCGUGAAAAAUAAAUUACCCACGACCAAUGUUUUUAUAUUUACUUCGCAAGGAAGUUUUGAACUCUUAGUAAAAGAUUUACUUACAGUUUUAAUGAUUUUUAUAUAUGUGAUAAGUAAUAGUUAUUAUAUGUGAUAAAUACUUAGUAAUUCACUUAAUUCAAUAAUAAAAUUUACGUCCUUGAAAUGUAGGAGAUACCAAUUUAACGGUAACACAGUGGUAACACUUACGUCAUCAUAGGGCUAGCAAUGGCGUCUUGUCAUAGAAUUGAGCAUACCUGGGGGGUUAAAAAAUGGCCACAUCGAAGCAAUUCAUCCUAAGAAACCAAUAUUGCAAUUUGACAUUUGCGCAUAUAAAAAUAAGUGCGCAAUGCAAACAAAUGUCAAAUAGCAAUAUUGGUUUCUUAGGAUGAAUUGCUUCGAUGUGGCCAUUUUAACCCCCCAGGUCGCUUCAGGGUUGAACUACAUCCUAUGCUUCUAUCCUAUUAUCGCUCUCAGAACCGUCAUUUGCUAGAGCGCGAUAAAGAGCGGGAAUACGACCGCACUACGAUUGCCUCGUUGAUUCCGCCGCGUGAAGUCGCAUUAUCUCGCUCUAGCAAAUGACGGUUCUGAGUGUCAGAAAAGGAUAGAAGCAAUAGGAACGGUAACCCCCUGGUCUUCUUUUACCACGGUAAACAGUAUGAUAUCCUCGAGUUCAGUGAGUAAAGUCCUCAAGCUGAAGGAGUAAAUGUCCACUUAAAAUAGCAAAAUGCUCAGCUGAGGCCGAGACGUGUGAAGGAAGUUUCUAGAUAACAUCUUAGAAUACGGUUGUUAGUAUGGAGGUCUGUGAUAUGUUUGUUGCCUCGUACGAAGCAUGCAAUGAAACAAUUUCAAAUGUGACCAUAAAACAUUAAUGUUUUUAUUCAUUUAUUGACGGUAUUUUAGUAACCCAUACACAGUCCCGAACAAUGUUUUUAUCACAGCACUAAAAAGGUUACAAAGAGAAAGUUUCAAGAAUGCUGGAUUCUUGCGAUUAAAGUCUUUUAAAUAACUGGCAGCAAUUUGUAAGUCGAAAGAAAUAGCUAUAUUUAUGGCGGAUUUUUGUGUAGUAAUUACAAAUUUCUAAUAGCCAUUUACUAUGUACGCGUGUUCCACACUAAACCACGUGAUCGCUUAACCAUCGGAUGAGAUUCAAACAAGCGGCUUUAGGGUUGAACUAUACCCUGCGCCAUACCUCGCUGCAGACUCGACCAUAAAACGUGGGAGCAGUGCCGCGAGAGCUUCGCUCCCUUUCGCACUCACGGGCCUUAUGGAGUGACGUAGACGGCGCGUAGUGUUGUGUAUUAUUGCUGUCGAUGAGCGUUAUCGAUAGUGUAUUUUUAUUUUUACAUCCUAUGCUUCUAUCCUAUUCUCUCACUUAGAACCGUAAUUUGCUAGAGUGAGAUAAAGAGCGGGAAUGCGACGCAUUAUCUCGCUCUAACAAAUGACGGUUCUGAGUGUCAGAAAAGGAUAGAAGCAUAGGAAAGUUAAGAAGAUGCAGUUCAACCCUUACACGUCAGGAUUUUUGAUCUCUGAUGACUCUGAUACCGGAGGCUGAUUCCACUAUUGAAAGGCGUUCACGCAAUACUCGUAUUCGAACAAAUGAACGCAUUUCGAUAGUAGGAUCAGCAUCCGGAAUGACAGCGUUAAAUAGCUAUCGCUUUAGCUUCCAUGUUGCGCCAAAACCAAACUAACGUCCCUAUUUUAAAGUUAACGUUCCCCCUUUUAAAAUAUACGUAAAAUCGAUAUAUUUUUGAUAAACUUUUUGCGUUAGAGCAUGAACCAUGACUUGAGAAUAUUAAAUUAAGUAAAUUUAAACAAUAUGGUGAUUUUUGCCUGCCUGUUGAAAAAAUUUUGUUGACUUUAAAGUUAGGGAUGGAGUUUUAUCAUAAUCAUAGUCUUUUUAAGUAAACGUAACUUAUACUGGACUUUCUCAUACAAAUGACAAUGAUUUCUUAUGCAUUUUAAUGAGAUGGAAACCAAACAAAAUUGAAAACUUGCAGCCAAAGGACAAGUUUCCAAACCAGAAAUUGUUAAUUCUCGUUUUAAACUAAACGACCUUGGAUACAAACAUUGGGCCAUAUUUUUGAUCUUGCUAGAAAAAGAUAAAUGUCUAGUCACAUUCAAAAUUAAAAGACUGUACUUUAUUUGAGUACUAAUAAUUCGACUGAUUCGAGACUGACAUUAAGGCUCUCUGUAAGGAUACUUUUAUAUUCUAUUUCAAAAGAAGUCAUGACAACACUUCAGCAGAAGACAAGUGCAUUGAAAUAAUCGGGUAAAAUAAAAUUCCGCCUUUCGUAACUUUAUAAUAAUAAUUUUAAGACAAAUAAAACACAAAAUACCCAAAACAUUUUGAGACACUUUAAAAUGUACCUUUUGGAAUGGAAUAUAAAAAUAUUAUUAAAAAAAAAAGACUCAAACGCUUGUAAAUAAUUAAUGUAGUGUCCAAUUAUAGGUAAAACACAUUAGCAGGAACGUUUUUCUAGAUUUACUUAAGACUUUAAGGUAAAAACGUAAUAAAGUGUAAUGUCUUUUGGAUGUAGCAGAGUGUAAGCCGAAUGAACUGUAUUUUAAUGGACGAUGUAACCCGAAGAUGAUACAGAGCCACAAUGUAAAAUAAGUCUAGUGGAUAAGACAAUUGAGCUUUCAUUCGUGGCGUGUUGUUUCAUACAAGUAGUAUGUUUGAAUAUCUUAAGUAUAUUAUCAACGAUUUUAUUAACCAUUUCAUAGGAUUAAUCCGUUUCUUUGACACUGGACGGGCUUAACGAAUUUACUUUUUCUUUUUAAUAGAAGCAUAAAUUAAUAUUAAGCUUACCGCGAAAUAUGUCAAAGUAGGUGUCCCUCGCGGUGUGUGAUUAGUCGAUGUAGCCAAAUUGUAUGUUAAGGGUGGGGUUUCAUUCCAAACUAGUUGGGAGCUGAUAUCAUGUGGAUCUCUGGAUGUGCGUAGUUUAGAUAAAUUUGACGGCCUAAGGUCUAAAACUUAGCCAAAACCUGCCUAAAGGCAAAAAAUUUUUUGAGUAUUUGAAGUACUUCAAAUGUUACCAUAGACAAAUAUUAUUGAAGUUAGUCACUAGAUGGCGCCAUUGAGACGUGUACCGUAAAGUAUUAAACACUGCAGAUCCACAUAAUUAGCCUAAAGUGUUUGUAGAUAAAUCUAGGGAAGUGAUAGUAUGUUUUGUAUAUGUUGAAUGCUAAUGUCACUGCCAAAAAUAUAGUGAUAAGGGCGGGUUAAAAAGGCCGCAUAGAAGCAAUUAUUCUAAAAAUCAAUAUUGCAACUUGAAAUCAAGCAUUUAGAAGUAAGUGCGCUAUGUCAAGAAAGGAGGCUGGUCACGGCCCAUACAAAAUUAACCCAGGCCCGGCGCGAAUGAAACUUAUCUCAUAAUAUUCGUAAAAUUAGGUAAAGUAAAUCUAAAAUGUCCGGAUCGCUGAAAUAUUUGGCGAACAUACUGAAUUUGCCUAGAGUUUUUGUAAAGGCGCAACAUUUUAUUUUUAGUUUAUUUUUAUGUUUAUUUAUUUAUUUUUUUAGUUUUUCGUUUAUUUUUAUGUUUAUUUAUUUUUUUAUUGAACAAACAUUAAAAUCCAUUAUAACCAGUUAAAACACAUAGAAAUAAUUUAUUAAGUUAUUUACAGGUCACACUCCAGGGGAUUUUUUUUUAGAUUUAAUUUACCUAAUUUUACGAACAUUAUGAGAUCAAAUCAAAUAUACUUUAUUGCAUAAUGAGAUAAGUUUCUUUCGCGCCGGGUCUAGGACAGAAAUGACCAGUCUCCUUUCAAAAAGAAGUAUUGCUUUUUAGAUUAAUUUCUUUAACGUGACCUUUUAAUCUCCAAGGUAUAGGACGACAAGGAUGUUGUGGCGCGUGGAUGACAGGGGGGCGCGAGUGUGCACCAUCUUCAGACCAUGGUAUAAUAAGACCAAGUAUGCUCAAAAGUGACAGCUAACAUUUCAAGGUUAGCCGCGCUGACGUCAUAUCAGCCUUCGUUGCCAUUUUAUAAAAAAUAAAUUAGAUACCCACGAUACAAAAACCGAUCGUCGUGGAGAUCCUUGCGGGAGGCCUAUGCCCAGCAGUGGGCGUCGUACGGCUGAUGAUGAUGAUACAAAAACCUAUUUAAUUUACUACGCAAGGCAAUUUUGAACUUUUAUUAAAAUAUACAGUUUUAAUUAUUUAUACAUAUGUGUCAAGUAAUUAGGUACCUAAGGGUGGUAUUAAUAAACGAAUCUCAGCUAAAACUGCCCUCAAGAUCAUUUAUCAUGCUCAAGUCCCUGUUUUUAUAUGACAACUGUCACAUUGACAUGAUCUUGAGGGCAGUCUCGAAGCUGAGAUUAGUUCAUUAAUACCACCCUUAGUCAGUAAUUCACUUAGGGCGGUAUUAAUAAACUAACUUCAGCUUCGAGACUGCUCUCAAGAUCGUGUCAAUGUGACAGUUCUCAUAUAAAAACAGGCACUUGAGCUUGGUCCUGAGGGCAGUCUCAGCUGAGAUUAGUUUAUUAAUACCACCCUUAAUUUUCAAUAAUAAAAUUUGAGUCCUUGGAAUAUUGGAGAUACCAAUUUAAGGGUAACACUUACGUCAUCAAACGGCUAGCAAUGGCGGCUUUUCAUAUGAUUGAGCAUACCUGGUUUUAUUAUACCCUGCUCUAUACAUUGUCCAUUUUAAACUGUCAAAAGUUACGUUUUCAUAGAAUAUUAGUACCUACCGACGUACAUGGACCAAAUUGGGGACGGCGAUAGAAAAGGUGAGCAUGAAUUAAGUCUUUGAUGAGAGUGGAGGUAGCGAAAGUAAUGUGUCAGGAUUGUAGUAAGUGGAAUUCCGUGGUGUCUGCCUACCCCCAACGGAGCAUAGGCGUGAUCUUAUGUAUGUAUGUAUGUUAGAAAAGGUUUAGUCGUCAUCAGCCCAUUAACGUCCCCACUGCUGGGGCACGGGCCUUCCCUAUGGAUGGAUAGGGAGAUCGGGCCUUAAACCAUCACGCGGGCCCAGUGCGGAUUGAUGGUUAUUAACGACUGCUAAUGCAGCCGGGACCAACGGCUUAACGUGCCUUCCGAAGCACGGAGGAGUUCAAGAUAUUUUUUUUGUGGUCACCCAUCCUAUGACCGGCCUUCGCGAAAAUUACUUAACUUCAACAAUCGCAGACCGAGCGCGUUUACCGCUGCGCCACCGAUCUCCUCAAGGUUUAGUGCUAUUCUGAAAACGUUUGAUGAAUGUGAAGGAUGCAAGAGAAGUGUGUCAUGAUCGAAGCAAAUGGAAUUCUAUAGUCUCUGCUUACCCCGGUGGGAAUUAGGUGCAACUAUGUAUGUGUUAAUUCUGAUUGUGGCCACGAUCCUUGACGCUCUAUAAGAGAUAUAACAAGCGAUAUAGAUAAGACUGAGGGACAAGACUCAAUUUUGGAAAGGUUUAGCAAGGUGUAGAACAGUAUUAGUUAAUUAGUUAUUUGAUCGGCUGAGCAUAUGUGUAAAUAUGUGGCGUUUGAGCAAUUAAUUCAUAGUUGUAUUGUAACUGAUAAUGUAUGUAUUUGUAAUGCAUUAUUACUUUGCUGCUACGAAACAUAAUGAUUGUAACGCGGCAAAUGUUUAUACAGGGUGUUAGUGACAUCGUAACGAAAACUUGUUUAUAAUAUUAUAUAUUAUACUUAAGGAUGAUUCAGACCAUGUUUCUGAGUUGAUGUCAAAUUUUCCAACAUCGUAACAAAUACUGAGAGGGGUGAUUCAGCUGAUUAUUCUGAGUUAGUAUGAAGUUGAAUUUUCCGUCGCAAAAGUAUAUAAUUCAAAAUAAUUUAAAAAAACGAAAAAAAUAUCGUGUAUUUUGUGACAGCAAAUUGCACUUGAUAUUAACUCAGAAUCAUGGUCUGAAUCAUUCCCCUCAGUAUUCGUUACGAUGUAGCUAACACCAUGUAUGUACACAAAACGUACAGAUAGUAAAAGAAAAACCGGCGUAUUAUUUAUUAUUAACCUCUUGGGGGUUCAAAGGGCCACAUCAUCAAAGCAAUUCAUCUAAAAAAGUAAUAUUGCUUUUUGACAUUUAUUGGCAAUACGAACUUAAGUUUUAUAUGCGCAAAUGUCACAUUGCAACAUUGCUUUAUAGAUGAAUUGCUUCGAUGUCGCGUUUUUCACCCCUCUGUUUCUAUCAAGGAUAAUUGUGUUAAUUAUUCUAAUCAACAUUGCUCGAGAAUCUGACCAUAACGAUGGGAACUUAUCCCUACUACGAGAGCAUAAAAUAGCCUAUACAUCCCACUGAUGGGCCUCCCCGCAAUCAACCGGAGGGGGAUGUAAUGGUGUAAAAAUUGAAAAAAGGAUCACUUAAGUAGUAUGGCUAUGUUCUAUAAUUCCCAUUGGUCGAUGCGACACACGCAAGCUAACCGUCUAGCCCCUAGUUUAGUUUUACAUACGAAGUCUGGCUGGAUUUUAAAAUAUUCUUAAUUUAAUUUUAAAGUAGGUAAGCUUUAUUAUCUGUACGUUUUAUGUCCUGCAAAAAUGUCAAACCGUUUUAUUUUUAAAAUGGCAGCUUUAUUCUUGUAUACGGCUUAAUUUGCGCUACUGUGUUGUGAUAUUUGAAAGUAAUAACUUGUUAUAGUCUUAACUGAUCGGGGGGUGGAUAAGGUCACAUUUGACAGAAAAAUACACAUUUAACUUUCACUGUAAAAACUAAAAAGUUAACUUCUACAGAUAAUAGGCUAUGAUAAUUGACUGUUUUUUUAUUGCGUCAGUUUACUCACCCCACUUACUAUACGGUCACGAGCAUUAAUAUGUAUACGCUUAGGCACCAUGUCACAUUAACUUUUUUGACAAAUUUAACUGUAAGUCUCACUAAAUGUCAAAUAUGUUAGUGCGACAGAGUCCUACAGUGGGUACAUUAUAUUGUUCAUGACUGUACACCUCUGCGCAGCCCUUCGGAGAUACAACCGUGAUGCUAUUUUAUUUGAUCUACACACGAGAACAUGUUGAAGCUAGAUCUAAAAUUCGUUUUUCAAUAUCUUUUCUAACACCAGAGAUAUUUAUGGUUAAAGUUAUGGUAGGGGAAUGCUCCAUCCCGUUCUAGCAAAACGGAUUUUGUAUGUAACUUGUAUAGCACUAGCAACAUGUGACGUCACGAGUUCCUAAUGCCAUUUCUUUCCAACUUCUAGAUUUCGGAUGGAUCUUUCCAACGAAUUUCGAAUCUUUUUCACAUUUGACUAUCAAUUUAUAACUAUCUUAGAACGAUAAUGCGAACGCCUCAUUUUCGAUAUUCAUUAACUACCCCAGGGGUUCCCAUUCUUUUUCCAUCUGCGGCGCAGUUACAAGUUUAGUAUUGUAACGGCGCCCUGCCCUAGUUAAGUUGUUAGGUUAGGUUACUUCGAGGGAGAUAGGAAAACGCGCGCGACGAUGGUAGAUUACCACCGUCGUUGUAAAUUUGAAAUCACGGUCGAAAAAGAGUGACACGACGCUAUAUUAUUUACCGAUGCGAACGCUCAAAUAGGUACCCGCGAAUAUUUGUGGUUUCGGAUAAUGAUAGAACUCACUUCGCCCCUCUUUACUUUCUACGACACACCAGCGGGCCUAGCACCGUAAGCACGCGACUCUUUCUCGUCGCGACAGAGAUCGUCUGUCUCUUUCUCUGCAGUACUGUGAGAAAGUGACGGGUGACGUAUGUCGAGGCGAGAAAGAGUCGCGCGCUUACGGUGCUAAGCCCGCAGAGCGCCGCGGCGCACACUUUGGGAACCCCUAAACUACUUAGUCCCAUAUAUUCUCACGUGCCUAUAUUUUACUUUAUACUAUGAAAGGGCUUAUUACACUUAUUGCAUCAGGCGUAAAAUGUAUGACGAAAUCGCAGCCCUGGCGGUGGCCAGCGCCACGACUAAUCGGUGGAUUAGCUAUUACACUCCCCGAUCCUGAAGCAUUGGGCCUUAUUGGGUAGUGUAAUAAGGCCUUAUGGCAUGAAUUAUGGUCCAAGGUCAGACAUGACAUAUGCCGGGUCUGCAUGACAACCGCGCGGCGUUAAUUUUAUCGAGCGCUUGGACCAAUAAACGAUACGAAUACUAUCUACGUAGAUGGACGUCAAACGACUAGUCGAAGCGCUCAAUAUAAUUCGCACCGCGCGCGGCGCGGUUGUCAUGCAGACCCGGCAGAUGUAUGUAAAGCCGUGGGACUUUCUUAACGAGGUUUUGAAUGUAAAAAAUACUUGCGAAUGUCAAAUGUGACCUAAAUGGUGUCCCGACUGCAUAAUUAUUAUAUUCUAUUUGUAAUGAGCUUGACGGCUUUUGUUGAUUUUUGUCGACUUCUAUCGAGUGUUUGGACGAAUAUUACGUCGAAUGUUUGUGUGUUUAGUCAACAGUAUUUACUGAUCUUCUAACGGAUAAAUAGCUUAAACGAGUAGCUUUUGCACGUGGGUUUUCCUGUUUACGAUAAGAUUUUUGUGCGUUAUGUUAUGAUAUGGCUGUGGUGUUUCGAAAAUACAUUAUGAAAGUACAUAUUACCUGAUUUAUACUAUCGCCAUUUGUCAUUUUUAUGUUAACACGUUCACUGUGUAUGAACCACAUAUGAGGCAAUGAAUUUGAAACUUAUAAGUGCGUGCCCCACAUAUGGGGCACAUUUUUUCUUGCCAUAGUGUGUCUAUGUACAUAAAUUCCAAUAUGUUUAUCUAAAAAUAAUAUUGCACAUGAGGGGUUGAUGUCCAAUUUUCAUUUACACAGUGAACGUGUUAAAAUCUAGAAAUAGAAGCCAGGCUAAGGUAGUUAAAAGUCAAUCUCAUUUCUUUUCCUGGUUUAUUUUCGAUUUUUUUUUUAUUUAAGUAACAAUGAGCACGAUUGUUGACCGCUUUUAUUCAUUAUCUUCUAUUAUCAAAGUUUCGUUUUGACAUUUCCUAAAAAUUGUAUGAUUAAGGAAAAUAUCUAUUCAACAAAAUAAUCUCACUAAAAACAAGUGAUCUGAAGGGGUUAAAUGGCCACAUCGAAGCAAUUCAUCUAUAAAAGCAAUAUUGCAAUUUGACAUUGCGCAUAUUUUAAAAGUGCGCAAAGCAAACAAAUGUCAAAUAGCAAUUUUGGUUUUUUAGAUGAAUUUCUCCGAUGUGGUCGUUUUAAGCCCCUGUUUGAUUUUAACAAAAUCUCAUCGUAACGUGGAGAACCUUUCAUCGGAAAAUUGCAUUUACUCUAUGACCAAAUUAUUAUCUAGCUUAGUAUAUAGUACUUAAUAUUCCUAAUAAUUAAGCUUCUGAGCUACCCGUAUGUGAUUUUUAAUGAUUUUAAUGUGUGCUGUCUAAAUCAUGUAAAGUUAAAAAGUUUUCAAAGUGUACAUUUUGCUUUUGAAUUAUGAGUAAAAACUAUAUAUUUUUUUAAAUUAAAUUACCCCUUCUUUAUUUUUUUUUAUCCACUUUUAUCGCAAUUUAAUUAUUUUCUGUUGGUAUGUUCAAAACAGCUCUUAAAAUUACAUGAUUUAGAUUACACAAAAACUUGUAGGUCUUGUUUAGCUUUAUGUCGGCUGAUUUUGAUAAUUAAUCACAACUUUGUUACCAUUUACCAUUAUCUAUGAACUACGUAUGGUUGGCAACACUGAGUUGUAUUAAUUAUUAUUACAAUUUAUUUAUUCACGGCAUAAUUUAAUUAUUCUCUUGGAAAACUAAUAAAAUCAUGCAAAUGUUGCCAAUAAAAUACCUAAUUUGAUAAUUGUUGCCAACUGUAUUCAGUUUUACUUUUUUUUUGUCGACCAAUAAAUAAUAAACUUUAAAAUUAUUUCUUGUUGAAGUAAACGACUUUAAGAUUAGGCAGCUAGUGUCUGUGGACCAAAUCGUUAUUUUUACUUGUAUUUUUGUUUCAUUAGUUUAUUUAUUGUAGACGUAGUGUUAACAGGAGCGUUCGCAUCGGUGACUUGACCGGGUGGCUAUUUCUAGUCAGGCGCGAAUAUCUGUGUUUCCAUACCAAAAUUAAUAUUGGCGUAAAGGUAAUUUUACCUUUCGGCUGUCAUAUCGUGUAUUGUAAUGGUAUCAUAGCAUGUAUGAGAACUAACACGAGAAGUUCAGUAGUCCCUGGUUUGUAAAGUAACAAAACAAAAAACGUAUUUUGUUUGUUGCUAUUUGGUUUAGUAUUAUAUGAUGCGACAGUUCCUUUAUACAUCUCUUCGUAGCGUUAUCCAAAUAAAGUUUGUAUGUGUA